Molecule: messenger RNA, 549 nt
Organism: Spirodela intermedia
Lineage: Eukaryota; Viridiplantae; Streptophyta; Magnoliopsida; Alismatales; Araceae
Source: the annotation of a GenBank genome assembly
AUGGCGAAUGGGAUAGUCCGCUCGGUGUCCGCUUUUGUGGCGGCCUGCAACAAGAAGGUGGUCCGCAUCUCAAAGAAGCUCCGUGGGGAAGAAGGCGAGAGCUCCAACGGCGAGGGAACGGCAGCCUGGCGGAGCAAGACUGAGGAGGAGGGGAAGAGGUGGAGCGGAGAGGCCUGUUUGUCGCCCUAUUUUGCAUGGAGCGGCGGCCUGAGGAAGACGGAGGAGGAGAGGAGGCGGAAAGCGGAAGCAUGCCUGUCGCCGUAUCUUGCAUGGAGCGGCGACAGGAGGAGCAAGAAGGAGGAGGGGAUGUGGAACGGGUCGCCGGCGAAGAAGGUGAGGAAGAGGCGCUGCGACGGCGGCGGCGAUGGGCUGUGGCGGAGGACGAUAUUGCUCGGGGACAAGUGUCGGCCACUGGAUUUUGAGGGAGUGAUCCACUACGACGGCGAGGGGAGGCUGCUGGUGGUGCCACCACGUUCGCCCCUGCGGAGCCCGCUGCCGACCUUCCAGCUUCCGUCCGCCGUCUCUUCCGGCAACGACGGAAAAUACUAG